Sphaerulina musiva SO2202 is the source of this 1326-nucleotide messenger RNA. Its product is annotated as translation initiation factor SUI1. Lineage: Eukaryota; Fungi; Ascomycota; Dothideomycetes; Mycosphaerellales; Mycosphaerellaceae. The record is from RefSeq and is a predicted model, not a curated record. The transcript has 3 exons. Gene Ontology annotation, biological process: translational initiation. The coding region runs from base 141 to 491 and encodes 116 amino acids. Gene Ontology annotation, cellular component: eukaryotic 43S preinitiation complex. Gene Ontology annotation, molecular function: translation initiation factor activity; ribosomal small subunit binding; RNA binding.
CCAACACCGACACCACCACCACCACCUCUGACCUCCACUCUCCACUCACCACACCGCCCGCCGCUCCCACACCACCGCGACACCCCCGACGCACAUUUCCACCGAACCCUCCCAGGGACUCCACGACCACACAGCUGCGUAUGUCAACCAUCGAGAACCUCAAGUCUUUUGACCCCUUCGCCGAGGCCGAUGCCGACGGUGAUGGUGAGACUAAGCAGUCGCAGAACUACAUCCACAUCCGUAUCCAGCAACGCAAUGGUCGCAAGACCUUGACUACUGUCCAAGGUCUCCCCAAGAAGUUUGACCAGAAGAAGAUCCUCAAGGUGAUCAAGAAGAAGUUUGCUUGCAAUGGCACCAUUGUCAACGACACCGAGAUGGGAGAGGUGAUCCAGCUCCAGGGCGAUCAGCGCAAGGAUGUGCAGGAAUUCUUGGUCGACAAGAAAGAGGGACUCGAGCUAGAUGCCAAGACCAUCAAGGUCCAUGGUUUCUAGGCUCUUCACCAGACGACACCGGAAUCGUCUGCAGCGCGUCGAGGGCACUGCGAAGUCGGGAUAACACUACAUACGAUCCGCGAAGACUCUCUUUGCAGAUUGCAUCACACGUGUGACGGACACGUCGGGCAGCGGCAGGUACCACUUGCUGUUCCUGGCUGGUCCAGAUCACGGCCGAUACGACUCCACGAUUACGAACUGCCUUGUUUAUCCGAUAACAGGCUACGACGAUAUGCGCAGGUAGACGCACGACGGAUGGUCCCUUCUGAAUCGACAACGAGGCGACAUGCUUGAUGUACGGUCCUACUACUUUUUCCUUUCUACAACCACGAUUUCGGUUAUGCUUCUAGGGAGCUGCAAGCAAUGAGGCACCGGCCGGCUGGCUAUGGAGAAACGGGUAGCUCUAAGUACUAAAGAAUGGAUUGCAUGAUGAGCAUGCUGCAAAUACCGAUACCUUCCACCUCGGAGCUCUGACACUGGCUAAUCUCCAAGUGCUGUGACUACUGAUUGGCUUCAGGUUCACCUUGGCUAGAAACUCGCAUGCACGUGUACUGUAGUAGCUAACACUGACAGUCCACAACGUGCGUGACAAGGUGCUUCAGGCGCAAAACCCAUCGCGGCAAGAGUGAUUGUAAGGUUUGCGUUCUUCGAGUGGCGGGGAUAGGUAAGGCACCUACCUGGUAGUUCGAUCGUGCAGUUUCAUGACCUGGCAGCUUGGCGCAGGUUGCAGCCCGUGCCACGUGACGCAUCAUCCAACAACAACAACUUAGGUAACUCUGUUUGAGCCCAAACAUUUCGAGCAAGGUUCCCUACCCAGCCUCUUGCUCUCUACACA